GUGUCCAUGACGUUUGAACGUCGUGCCGACGGUACGUCCUUGUGGCUGGGGCAGAAACGCGUGCAGCGGCGGGUUGGGAUAUCGAGUGACAACGGAGACUGGCCUGGGAAUUGAGCGCUCUUGUGUACUUCGAUACGAUCGAUAAUAGAUCACCUUGUUUAUUUUACUGGGACUGGCCGAUCGCGGAUAAUUGUCGUUGCUUUCGCCAACUAGGUCACCAUGUCCGUUCGCCGCGUCCGACGGGUUUUGGCUCCGUGUGCUCGAUUCCUUUCGACAGCUGCAGAUUCGUGCCUGGCGAGCACAGAGCUGCUUCAGAAGCGCAGCCAGCUAUUUGACAAGGAGAAAGACAGACAGCGAGCCCUGAUCCCAAGGAUUGAGAAAAUUGAAGUUAAACAUGUGGGGACACCUGAUCCUGGAACAGUCUUCAUCAUGAACAAGGGCCUUUCCACUCCUUACAACUGUGCCAUGCAUAUGAGUGAAUGGUGUGUAAAGCGUUCUAUACUUGCACUGGUGGAUGGGGAAGUCUGGGAUAUGUAUAAACCCCUCACCAAAUCCUGUGACAUUCAAUUUCUGACUUUCAAGGAUGAGAACCCAGAAGAAGUUAAUAAGGCUUAUUGGCGAUCAUGUGCAAUGAUCAUGGGGUACGUCCUUCAAACAGCAUUUAAAGAAGAGUACAUUGUUGAACUCAUUACAGCACCAGAAAUACCAGUGAUUUCUGGAGCUUUCUGUUAUGAUGUCAUAUUGGAUGGACGAUUAGAUGACUGGAUACCUUCGGCGGAGAACUUGCGUUCCCUCACCAAACAGGCUCACAUGCUUAUUCAUAAAGACUUACCCUUUGAAUUGUUGGAAGUGGCACCCAAGGUUGCAGUGGAAAUAUUUCACGAGAACAAACACAAGUUGGCUGCAAUUGAGGAGCAGGCAUCUCUCAAUCCCAACAAACUUGUAAAGUUGUACAGGAUCGGUGAUUUUGUAGAUGUCAGCAAUGGACCACACAUUUCCAGGACCAGUGUCUGUUUGCAGUAUGACAUUACUGCUGCCCAUAACCUGAGAACAUCCCAGUCCGGACUGGUGCGGAGAUUCCAGGGGAUCUCUCUGCCCAUUCAUCUGAAGGUCCUUUUCUCCGUGUGGGAAAGAUUAAGGCAGAGAUCCCAGAAGCUGAUUACAAAAGACCAGGGUCACACAGAGACAGUGGAAGCAAGAGCGUCGUGAACAGUUUGUGCAGACAUCGGCCAACUUGCUUUUAAAAAAUCUGUAACAUAAGUAAAUUGAUUAAUUAUGCACACUGUCAAAUAUAAAAUAUUAUCCUGAAUGAUCCUGUUGUGUUAAAGAGGGAUGUGUACUGAGAAUUUUGAUCUGGAAUGUGCUUCACAAAAGGUGGGGAAAGCAGCCUGAGUACUUGGGGAAGAAGCUGGCGUACUGGUAAUGUCACUGGACAGGUCAUCCAGAGCCCAGCGGCGGGUGGUGAAAUUGGAAUUCAAUAAAAUCUGGAUAAAAAUUAGCCCAAUUCAACUCUCUGACCACUGUAUAAACCCAUCCAGUUUACCGACGUCCUUCAGGGAAGGAAAUCUGCCAUCCACAUCUGCUCUAGACUGCAUGUGACUCCAGAUCCACAGCACUUCCACAUCUCGGGAACAAAGAAAAGGAAUGGCCGUUUCAAAAUGAGAGUAGAUAUGUCAAUGGAGAAAUUUGUACAGAAGGAAUAUGUACGAUGGGACAAAUGGCCAGUAGAAUAUCAUUCCAUGUCAGGAUUGGGACAGUGUGUCAGGGCUAGAGGGUCUCUCUAGUUUCUUGAAAUCACAGAUCCUUUGAGUCCUAGUUGCACACAGCUGGUUGUUGUUGAGUAUACAGCCUUGUAAAACCAGAGGCCUUGCAUGAGAGGUCUUCUGACAUGCACGCCCAGUGUGCUCCAGGAGCGCCAACGCAGGUAAUCUGGAUGUGGAUGUUAACUGAUAGCUCAACUUAGGAGGGAAUCGUAACCAGGCUGAACUCCAUCCUUACUUAAGGCAUGUGGGCAAGUUCAAGAAGACCUGUGUUAAUCUGAAUAGAUAAAAGACUUGUUCCUUUUCCCACAGGUUUCCAUCUAUUUGAGAUUUAUUUGGUACUGAAGAAAAUAAAAUUUCUUUCAAGGC
This is a messenger RNA of Hemiscyllium ocellatum (epaulette shark), 2129 nucleotides long. It is a transcript of the gene mrpl39, whose product is annotated as mitochondrial ribosomal protein L39. Gene Ontology annotation, molecular function: nucleotide binding; RNA binding. Lineage: Eukaryota; Metazoa; Chordata; Chondrichthyes; Orectolobiformes; Hemiscylliidae. The transcript has 10 exons. The record is from RefSeq and is a predicted model, not a curated record. Gene Ontology annotation, cellular component: mitochondrion. Bases 220 to 1209 code for a protein of 329 amino acids.